CAGAGCUCAGGCUCUGUGGCUGGAGCUCUGGCCACUGGGCCACUGCCCUGCACUCAGCCAGGACAGGCAGACGUCCGCCUCCCUGCUCUGGGACUCCUGGCCGCCUUCCUUGUGGCGAGACAGAAGCUGGUGCUGGGUGGGGCCGGUGGCCUGGGGGGCUGUUCCCCUCCACCUGGCUUUGCUCCUGAACCCGCUCCCCGUGCAGGCCCCCGCGGUGGAGCCCCGUGGUGUAUGUGUGGUAACACCAUGUCUGUGCCCCUGCUCUCCGAUGCUGCCACUGUGUCUGGAGCUGAGCGGGAAACGGCCGCGGUUAUUUUUUUACAUGGACUUGGAGACACGGGGCACAGCUGGGCUGACGCCCUCUCCACCAUCCGGCUCCCGCACGUCAAGUACAUCUGUCCCCAUGCGCCUAGGAUCCCUGUGACCCUCAACAUGAAGAUGGUGAUGCCCUCCUGGUUCGACCUGAUGGGACUGAGUCCAGAUGCCCCAGAGGACGAAGCUGGCAUCAAGAAGGCAGCCGAAAACAUCAAGGCCUUGAUCGAGCAUGAGAUGAAGAAUGGGAUCCCUGCCAACCGGAUCGUCCUGGGAGGCUUUUCACAGGGCGGGGCCCUGUCCCUCUACACGGCCCUCACCUGCCCCCACCCUCUGGCUGGCAUCGUGGCGUUGAGCUGCUGGCUGCCGCUGCACCGGGCCUUCCCCCAGGCAGCCAACGGCAGUGCCAAGGACCUGGCCAUCCUUCAGUGCCACGGCGAGCUGGACCCCAUGGUGCCCGUACGGUUCGGGGCGCUGACGGCCGAGAAGCUCCGGUCUGUCGUCACGCCAGCCAGGGUGCAGUUCAAGACAUACCCGGGGGUCAUGCACAGUUCCUGUCCGCAGGAGAUGGCAGCCGUGAAGGAGUUUCUAGAGAAGCUGCUGCCUCCAGUCUAACCAGAGUUGCUGGCUCCCAGCGCAGUCCCCCAGCUCACAGGGGACCCAGCAAGCAAGUGCGGCACCAUCUGGGACCUGAGCCGGUUGAGCCCCUGUCCCCACCCUUCUGACCCGUCCUCUUCCCACAGGCCUCCGGGGCAGGCGGCUGAGGCCUGGCCGGCCUUCCCUCCUGGCCUCGCCACCUGGCCCUGUCUGGAGGGCCAAACAGGAGGAAGAGCCCAGCCCUGGCCCAUUCACUCAGGACCUCACUCACUAGCCCCGCCUUGGGCCCCCACCUGUGACCUCAGGGUUUGGCCCAUGGGGCCCUCCCAGGCCCCACCCCCCAUGCCCCAGCCCAGAUAAUCGUGGUCUCCUGCCUCCACCCCAGCUGCUCCCCAGGCUGAAUGUGCCCAAGGCCCUGGGCCUGGGCUGCUGUGGGCCGCCCGCCCUGGGUAGGAGUGUCGAGGAGGGGGCCGUCCCUCAGCUGUUCCCCCUCCCUUGGGGGCUGGGCCCUGCCUCCCCUGCAGGCCUGGAGCCUGCAGGGCUGGACUGAGGCUCAAGGUCUCCCCCAGCUGUCUCACCCCCACUUUGUCCCCACUCUAGGGCCAGGGAGGUGGUGGGGAAGGAGCCAUGUCUCGUCUUCUGUCUCCAUGUGGUUUUGAGUGUUUUUCUCGUUGUCCUGGAUUCUGAUGAAAUUAAAGAAAUUGCUUCAACUCCUA
Messenger RNA from Tupaia belangeri chinensis (Chinese tree shrew), 1625 nucleotides. RefSeq names its product lysophospholipase 2 (gene LYPLA2). Gene Ontology annotation, molecular function: palmitoyl-(protein) hydrolase activity; carboxylic ester hydrolase activity. The record is from RefSeq and is a predicted model, not a curated record. The transcript has 9 exons. Lineage: Eukaryota; Metazoa; Chordata; Mammalia; Scandentia; Tupaiidae. Gene Ontology annotation, cellular component: cytoplasm. Gene Ontology annotation, biological process: protein depalmitoylation. The coding region runs from base 232 to 927 and encodes 231 amino acids.